AUGGAGGUAGAUCACACUCCCUGGCGUAUUAUCUUGUACUUUUUUGACGACCUCCGUCUGACAUUCAAUCGGUCUCUUGAUCAUUUAGAACCAUGGCAAGUGGUUAUGUACACACUGUCCACUGUUUUGUUCAUCCAGUGGUUCCGAAAAGUGGUCAGAAUUGAUGAUGGGGCAUCUGUGCAUGGAUCGGUAAAGCUGAUUCUAUUAAGUGAAUACAGGUUCUUGCAGUUCCAUCAGGUUAUGCUCAAUUUCCCGUUCUAUAAGGACAAAAUGAAAUUGCUGCGAGAGGCGGCAAGAAAAGAGAUAGAGGAGAAACUAUUGCGUCCAGAUCUUCAGCGAGAAUUUUAUAAAUUCCUCCCGGAAAAAGGGUUGGCUGUAUCUGAUAUCGUUGCCGAGGCGAUCGAAUACAAGUCCAUGGGAGACCCCUUGUUCGAGCGGGGUAGAGUUAGCGGUGCCGCGUUUUCUGACAACAAUGACGAACAGACGAAGUUGUUGACUAAGGUGGGGUAUAACCACCGAGAUUAAAUUUUUGUAGGUAUUCGAAUUGUACGCUUACACAAACGCCAAUUUCCCUGAUAUCUACCCAGGUUGUCGAAAAAUGGAGGCCGAGAUUAUUCGCAUGUUGUGUGCUUUAUUUCACGGCGGCACACGAUCAAGUGGAACAGUUGCGACUUCAACUGCUGAAACUGCAAUCCUGGCCUGCCUGGGUAAUUUCCACGCCGUAGAAAACGUUUUUUUCUAGCUUACCGAAACUAUGCUAUGAGAAAGGGGAUACGUAAACCUGAAGUGAUCAUUGGGAGAAAUGCAGAUGUGUCCUUUUUGGAAGCAGCUAAACUUCUUGGUCUCAGAGUUGUUCAUAUCCCAAUGAAUGAGAAGCAUCGGAUCGACUUAGGUGCUGUCAAACGCGCAGUUUCACGGGAGACGUGCAUGGUAUGCUACAGUAGCGAGUUUCUAUUUGUUGCAGAUUGUGGCGUCUGCGCCUAGCUGUAUCACUGGAAUUAUGGACGACGUUGAAAAGAUUUCUGAGCUUGCUUUGCGGUACGGAAUCCCGGUUCAUGUUGACGCUUCGAUUGGCGGCUUCUUGUUGCCUUUCAUGGAACAGUGUGAUUAUGCCCCUCCGAUGUUCGAUUUCCGUUUAUCAGGGGUGACUUCAAUUGCGGUUGAUCUUCAUAAGGUAAUCAAUGACUUUUGCGUGUUAAUGAAUGUCUAAUUUAGUACGCGUAUACUCCCGUUGGGUCAUCUGCAAUUCUCUAUAGAGAGCACUAUUAUUUGAAAGAGCAAUGUUUCUCCGAUAUUCAUUGGCCCGGAGGUAUUUAUGUAUCGCCGACGCUAAGUGGAUCGAGGCCCGGAAGUCUUCUGGCUUUGACUUGGGCAACACUACUGUUCAACGGGAAAUUGGGAUUUGUUGAGAGAACCCAGAAGGUUUUAGAUGCGACCCAUUGGCUUAAGGAGAAGUUGAAAGAAUCUCCGCAUGUUGAGAUCAUUGGGGAUCCUGUUCUUGCUUCUGUGGCAUUCCAAAGCAAGAAUCCAAAUGUUCCGUCGCAUUUAUUGGGCGAUCUUUUGAACGAAUUGGGAUGGAAUCUGGCAUUCAUCCAGUCUCCAGAAGCGUGAGAAUUUCUUGAACUGCCAUUAUUUUUACAGGUUGAGAUUUACCGUGACUAUAAAACAGGCAUCUGCAGAAAUUAUUGAUGAGUUCAUCGACGAUAUGAACAAGUCUUGCGAACGGUUAGCAAGUGACCCGGACGUGAAGAAUUUCCCUAAGAAGACGGUAGGAUUUUAAUCCUAUUACAGAUCAAAUUAACUGGCACACUCUUGAACACUACUUUUAGCAUGUUUUCUUCGGAGUUUCCUCAUCCUUUGUGGAUCGCGGGAUAGCCGAAGAAUUGCCCUCUUUGUAUUUGGAUGCCUUUUAUGCGACCCCUAUGGUCCCUCGCCGCUCGAACAGAACUCUGAGCAUCGAGGGAAGGAAACUGAGUCACAUUCCAGGUAUUUAGAAGACAAAUGUUUGUUUUUAAUUACUUUUACAGGUUCUAACAGUUUCAACCUGUUAGAGCAGCUGAACUCCAAUUCUAUGCCAUCUAGAUUCGCUAACAACCUCGAGACCCAAGCCGAGGAGUAACUGAUUUUAUCAGUCCCACCAUAACCAUAAUUACUUAGUAUCCUAUAUUUUAUUUUUGGAACCGCAUUUUUCUCUAGCGUUGAUACGUGUAUGCAGAUCCUGCAGCUUUAGAUCCCGGAUUCUCUUUUCAUUUACGGUAUUCCCGAAUAAAGAGUAAUGAUUAUCUGAGUGGGAGAUCAGCCGAAGAGAUGGCGAACGAGGUCGUUCGCCUUUUGCUCUCGACUUCUUAGUUGCUCAACUGGCAAUAAACCCAAUAAAUAAGGGUGUCCGUUUUUCGAGGCAAAAGAAAUUCUUCAGGAAGGACGUCGUCGGCGCCACGAUCUACAGGCGAGAAAGGGGGCGAACCGGGAGACGGCCUUCACUUGUCGAGCGUUUAAAGGCCGGCAUUUUAAGUAAGAAGGGAAAGAAAGAAAGAGUGGUAGGUAGUAAGGCAAAGGUAUCGGCGAGAAGUCGCGCGAAAAUCUCUAUUUUACUCGAAGCCGUCGCCCUUUAGCAUUUGUUCUUCUCUCUCUCAUCUCAUCAUCAUGGUCGUCAUCUGCUUCGUUAGAGCGACAACACUUUUUCUUUCUUUCUUUAAGGGUUCACGUCUCAUCAGAGCUCGUUUUGCUGACUGUUCAUCCCAUUUCUGUUCUCUCGGAUCAGUAGGAUGUUGUAAAAGGGGUGAACCCACCGUUUUCUAUCGUUUUGAUUUCUGGAUUUUGAUGAUUAUUGUUGUUAUUGCAAUCUCGACUCGGUUUUAACAAAAAAUGUGCGGACCGAGAUUCUUUGGAGUAUUCCAGCAAAAUUCGUAAUUUGUCGAGCGGAUGCCGAUGACCUCUUUGUGAGCAAGGUAACUGCGCAGUCUGUUUUGUAACCACGUAAUCAGUGAAUAUUUUUAUUUCUUAAUUUUCAUACAACCAAAGUUUUUCUGUGUUUUUGACACAUGUUUUUAUAUAGUCGUUUGAUUUACUCGCUCAAAACGUCCUUAGUGUUCCGUGAUCAGGCCUGGGACAUGUGUUGUGUGACAAGAGAGCCGUCCUCUCCCUCGACAUCCGCUUUAUUGAAUAGUAUCGUUAAUCUCUUCGUUCUAGAUGAGCCGGAUUUUCUGGCUUUUGUCAAUGUUUUGCGCAUUGGCCAGGAGUUCUGGUCUGGGUUUCUCAGUUGGGUCCAAUGCGGCAAGCCAACUUGCACAACAUGCUGUCCAUUCGAUACUACAACAGCCAAAGCAAAUACAAAUCGAAGUCAGGAAUGCGGCGAAUCCCUGGUUCGAACCGAUCGCCCAUUUGAACACAAAGGCCAAGAUUAUGGUGGAUGAGAUCAAAGUUCGAUUCCAUCACAGCUUGGUUGACCUAAAGAUGCACAACUUUAGUCUGAAAAGUUACACGGAGAUGGUCGUUUUGCCUUUGCCUUUCUUUUUGGGCGAAGAUGUGGCCCAUUUCUCGGCACAGGUAAGUAUUUUAUCAUCAAAAUUUUAUGAAUUAUAUGUGAUCAAGCGUUAUUUAUCAAGUCAGUUGUGUUUUUUUAUUAUCAUCUUCAGAUUCCAUUGACAGACCUUCAGUUCCGAGUCCAUGACAUGAGUGUGAUGAUGGAGAACUGUGGAGUGGACGAGGUGUUUCUGGAUGUGCUCAUGGAACGCGGCUACUUUCUGAAUUGGAUUCUCAAGCCCCUUGCUGGACUCGUUCCCGCUUCCCUUCUCCGCGACUACGUUUGUACAACAUUAUCCGAUCAUUUGGGCGCCUUACGCAACCGGUUCGCGGUGUGAGUCAAGUCUGGGUCCCUUCUUAUAAGCCAAUUCUUUUGUUUCAGCGAGUUCCCCCUCAUCUCGCUGGUACCUCCCAAAUUCCAACAAUAUCUCCAUUCCAAGAACACUACUCUUCGGAUCCAUCUACAGUCAAUUGAAGCCGAUAAAGAACAACUAACUCUGUCGGCAGGAGUUGAUUGGGCUGAAGCUUAUUUCCCUGAAGAGGUCGUAAGUUCAACGAAGAUGGAAACGGAAGAGCCGGAGGAAGAACCCGAACUUCUGAGGUCAUUGGCCAUUGCUGAUCCUGAGAGUGAAGCCAUGGAGAGGAAUCUGCAGCUUUGGGUGGAAGACCGACUUGUGAACGAGGUCAUGGACAAGUUCGAUUGGGACUUUGAAUGGAUGAAUGAGGACAUUGCCGUUAACAGCGAUAAACUCCCCAGAUCCACGCGUGAUUUCUUGGCCGUCCUUUGUCCCACCUGUUUCUUCGAAUUGAGAGUUUCGGCUAAUGGAGUUCCUCAUGUUCAGAGUUCGAAUUCUUCAAUGACACUCAAAAAGUAGGCCAAGCGAUAUGCCAUCUUUUUUAAAUUUAUUUAGCAAAUCGCCCGAUACCGUAAAAUGAUUCAUUUUUGAUGUGAUGAGGAUCAAUUAUGAUCCACAGUUAUAUUUUGUAUUUUAGGAGUGAUCGUAUCUUCAUCAAGGUCGUUAACCCCACCACGAACACGGAUUCGGUUUUUGUUUCCCUCUACCUGACCCUAACCAUCCAACUGAUUCCCGAAGUGAAUGACGGAGUCUUCCGAACUCAAGUCAAUCUUUUAUCUACGGAUAUUCGAAUGGAAGAAGGGGCCUUCCCGUCAGCAUGGAAUGAGUUUGUCCAGGAUCUGGUCAAAGGGAUGAUCAUGGAUGUUAUCUGGCCGGGCCUCAAGACCGAGAUCGAGGCUCUCAUCUACUCGGAUGGCCUCAAAAUCCCUUCAAACUGUGGUUUGGAGCCGAUGUCAAUGAAACUACUAUUCGAUGAUGGGAAGUUCGGAGUUUCGUCGCGGCUCUUACUCGAUGAGUUAUAUCUAAAAGAAUGUCUGAAGCAAGUGAAGAGCAAACUCCCAGAUCCCGCAAAGCUGCUGGUCAUCAAGGAUAUGUAA
Molecule: messenger RNA, 4975 nt
Organism: Bursaphelenchus xylophilus (pine wood nematode)
Lineage: Eukaryota; Metazoa; Nematoda; Chromadorea; Rhabditida; Aphelenchoididae
Source: the annotation of a GenBank genome assembly